This is a messenger RNA of Panicum virgatum (switchgrass), 651 nucleotides long. RefSeq names its product probable NADPH:quinone oxidoreductase 1. Gene Ontology annotation, cellular component: cytosol. The record is from RefSeq and is a predicted model, not a curated record. Lineage: Eukaryota; Viridiplantae; Streptophyta; Magnoliopsida; Poales; Poaceae. Gene Ontology annotation, molecular function: oxidoreductase activity; FMN binding. The transcript is spliced from 2 exons. Bases 246 to 581 code for a protein of 111 amino acids.
GAAAAAAGCAGUGGCUGUCACUUGUUUACUCGAGUGACGGUCGUCAUUAACCACUAACCUCGCCGCCGCCGGCUACCCUGCGCCUCCAGCUUCACCUCCCCUCUAUUUAUUGGCUCAGCCUGGAGGAGCAAGAGUGUACUCGAGGUAGGAGAGGAUCGGAGCUUCGGAGGACGACGGCCAGUAGCACUGAGUACUAUCCUUAGUGAGUAGAGAGGAGCAGAGGACAGUGCGGUUCUGCGUCGAGGAUGGAAGCGCCGGCGGCGAAGCCCGUCAUCCGCGUGGCCGCCAUCUGCGGCUCCAUCCGCAAGGCCUCCUGGCACCGCGGCCUCAUCCGCGCCGCCGCGGAGUUGUGCGAGGAGUCCAUCCCGGGGCUUCGCGUCGACGACGUGGACGUCGCCGGCCUGCCGAUGCUCAACACCGACCUCGAGACCGACGGCGGCCGCGGCUUCCCGCCCGCCGUCGAGGCGUUCCGCGCCAAGGUCCGCGACGCCGACUGCUUCCUCUUCGCCUCGCCCGAGUACAACUACUCCAUCACCAGUACGCAUUUCUGGUUUAAUUACUCCCUUCGUCCUAAAAAAUAAAUAUAAUUUUAGCACUCAAAUUUUAUAUCUCACAAAGAGCGUAGUUUUAGUUUGUAAUCAACAGACUAAA